AUGAUAAUCCGCAAGUUGACAGCCUUUUUACUCGCUCUCUGCGUAGCCACUCUUAUAACGGCUCUUUGCCUCAGUGACUGGCAUUGUGGAAAUCUUUUCGGGCAUUGCACUGAGGAGGGUAUCGAGGAUCGCGAUGCCAUGCUGACAGUCGUCACGAUGUUGGUGAUAGGUCUGAUUUUCAUCUUCAUCGUAUUCCUUCUUGACGUGGUGCUGCUCUUCAAGAAAUCCGUACACACAGGGCUCAUCACAGCACGCUUCACAUUCAUUUAUUUGGGUGCCGCGUUGGCAUUCAUCGCGGUCAUUGUCUACACAGCCGUUAAGAGUAAUAUGUGGGGCUACUUCCUGGCUGUCUUUGCCUCCACUAUCUCUAUCGUCCUUGCUAUGAUGGCUGUGGUCUCAUCAAGGUGCGUUUCCAGAAGCGAAGUGGUCACUGUCCAACACAAUUGA
Molecule: messenger RNA, 447 nt
Organism: Echinococcus granulosus
Lineage: Eukaryota; Metazoa; Platyhelminthes; Cestoda; Cyclophyllidea; Taeniidae
Exons: 1
Coding region: 1-447 (148 amino acids)
Source: RefSeq, a predicted model, not a curated record